This is a messenger RNA of Gadus macrocephalus (Pacific cod), 4180 nucleotides long. RefSeq names its product protein FAM13A-like. Gene Ontology annotation, biological process: signal transduction. The record is from RefSeq and is a predicted model, not a curated record. Bases 108 to 3341 code for a protein of 1077 amino acids. The transcript is spliced from 20 exons. Lineage: Eukaryota; Metazoa; Chordata; Actinopteri; Gadiformes; Gadidae.
CAGAGGAUGAAGGACGUCCUGCUGGGGCGAAAGGACAUGUAAAGUUAAAUAAUGUAAUCUUAAAGUUGCGUGACAUGGAGAGCCGUCUGAUCCGCUGAGCUGAGAAGAUGGGAGCAAGCGCAUCAGUGUCUCUCUGUACCGACUUAAGCUCUGUACGAAUCCGGAGAAGCACGGCUAAGAUCUGCCCUCAGUCCGCUGCUGCUCUGCACCAGCCGCAGUGUGAAGCCAGGCCUGUAUUUGGUGUUGCCGUGGAAACGCUAAGGGAAGAUGGACAGCUGGUCGAUGGAGUGCCUCUUGUGUUGAGACGCAUGGUGGAGUUCCUGGACAAAACAGGAGUGCGUCAUAAGGGUAUAUUCCGCCUGUCCGGCUCGGUGGUCCAGACCAGACAGCUGAGGCUGCAGUGGGACAGGGGGGAGGCGGUGGACCUGCAGCAGGACUCGGACGUGCCCACAGUGGCCUCGCUGCUCAAGCUGUUCUUCCGGGAGCUCCCCAUCCCCCUGGUCCCGGAGGCCCACCGCAGGCAGCUUCUGUCGGGCAUCGCAGAAUACAAGGAUGAGCAGGAGCUGAUCGGAUUCCUGAAGGACAUUCUGGGCUGUUUACCUGUGGACUACUUCAGCAUCCUGUCUUACCUCAUCCACUUCCUUUCCAGAGUGGCGUCUCACAGCCAAUCAAAUCAGAUGCCAAUGGAGAACUUGGCCACCAUCUUUGGUCCCUGUGUAUUCCGUGUUCCAACCGGACCCCACAUGCUUGAGGGGCAGAACGCGUGUAACGCACUAUUGCUCCGCCUUCUAAGACACCAGGACCAGCUGUUUGUCUGUCUCCCUCCUCCUCCACCCAGUCCUCCUUCUCCCUCUCCUCCUCCUCCUCCUCAUUAUCCUCCUACUUCCCGGGGAAUGGCCUUCACCACCCCUACCUCCUCACCGCCUCCGCCCCCGCUCUCUGUUUUGUCGGACUUUGAGGUGCCGACCUGUAGUGCACAGAGAGCCAUGCCGGAUGACGACCGAAGGGCCUCCUCCGUCUCUCUCAGCAGCGCCUCCCUUGGCACCUGGUCCCGCUCUCGGAUCGGCAGCUCUGACACCAUUAGGUCUUCAAGAUGGGCGGGGGGCUCUCAGCUCAGCACCAGCCCCCAGAGGGUGACCCUGGACCGGCCAGAGGGGCUGGAGGGGGGCUCUCAGCUCAGCACCAGCCCCCAGAGGGUGACCCUGGACCGGCCAGAGGGGCUGGAGGGGGGCUCUCAGCUCAGCACCAGCCCCCAGAGGGUGACCCUGGACCGGCCAGAGGAGCUGCAGGGGGACACUGCUGGUUCCGGGACCGCCCCCAGCCCCGCUGAUGUCGGCUCAGCCCAGCGGCCGCUCAAACUCAGCCCGGUGCGGACCACUCAGGGAACGGAGGUGGAGGAGGCUGACUCGACCAUAGGAUUGCCGGAGCCAAACGCCAAGACUUCAGCGGAGAUCUCCCAGAGGGGUGGCGAGGCAGAGGGGGAGGGGGGCAGGAACAGAGACCAAAGGGACCUUUCUCCCCGCCCUUGCAAAGACCUCCGCUCCAGGCCUUGCUCCCCCAAACAGUAUGCCAUCGAUCCAGAACUGAGCAAAAGACCAACCCAAGCAGAGAGGGUCAGCCUCUGUACAGAGAGUCCCAUAGCAGCCAGCCCCCUGGGACAUGCAGACCAGGUGAACAAUCAAGAAAAUAGCCCGCGCCUCAAGUUCCAAGCCCUGGAGUCUGACCAGGGGGGUCCGCCCCCAGCCCCGGGGAGCAAGCCCCUCCACCAACAGAUGGGGGUCGCAGCGGAGCCCAGCCUGGUGCCCCCCACGCGGCUCCUCUCCUCCUCACCCCCAUCGCUGCUCCUCCCCUCCUCACCCCCAUCGCUGCUCCUGUCCUCCUCACCCCCAUCGCUGCUCCUCCCCUCCUCACCCCCAUCGCGGCUCCUCCCCUCCUCACCCCCAUCGCUGCCGUCUCAAUCCGAGGUCAUUCCAUUGCAGCAGGUCUCCAGCAGCCCUCGGACUCUGGUGGGCAGGGCCCAACAACCCGACCAGCAGCAUGACAUCAUCGCGCCCGUCCUGGACCCCGCCCCCAGGCCCCCCUCCUCCACCAGCACCUCCUCCUCCUGCUCCUCUGCCGUGCUGCUGCAGCACAUGGGGGCCGGGGACAGGCCGGUCCUGUCGCCCCGCUGCCCCAGCCUCAGCUCCAGCCUGCGCUUCCUGUCGGACCCUGACUCCGCCCCCUCACCACCCAGCUCCCAGAACAGCCACAUGGCUCACCGCAGUGUGCGUACGCAGCCAGAGGAGGGAGCCAAAGAGCAGGUGUCCAUCUCUUCACUGAACAGACACAUUCACUCGCUGAGGAAACAGAUCCGGCUCUUCGAGGAGCAGUUUGAACAGGAGAAGAACUACAAGCCAGCGCACAAUGACAAGACAGCCCAUCCAGAGGUGGCUGGACUCAUGAAGCAACUCAUCAAGAGCCGCAGGCAACUCAAAGACCACAAGCUCAAGCAGCUUUCACACGGAGGAGGGAGGAGAGAGCCCAGGGUCGCCCAACUCCCCUCCUCCUCCACGUCCUCUUCCUCCCCUUCUGAGGGCCGCAGGACCGUCCGGCACCAGCAGGGGGCGCCCCUGGCCGGGACGGAGCUGCAGCAGCUGGACAACGGCAGCAACAGCCAGCUUGACGUGGAGGAGACGGUCCAGACACUGAGCACCAGACUGAGGGACAGACGGAGGGAGCUGGGGCUGCCAGACGACCUCAAGGAGAUGUCUCAGUCCCAGAGGUCUCUGGAGAAGACCACUCUCCAGAAGUGCCUGCUCCACUACGAGAGCCUCCAUGGCCGACCGAGCACCAGACAGGAGAGGAUGCUGAUGAGGCCGUUCUACGACCGCUACCGCCUCCUCAAACAGCUGCUGCUGGCGUCCUCCGCCGGCCCCGUCAUCACCACCAUACAGGAGGAGGAGGGCUCUGACGAGGAGGGCUCGAGGCCCCCCGGGUGUUUGUCCUCCACUGGUUCUCUGCUGCUGAAACGUUCCCAGGACGUCCCCGAGGCCACCUUGGUGUCUCCUCUGGAGGAGGUCAGAGUGCUCCCGCCCCUGGGCGUCACCAUGGCAACCCUGCACGAAGCCUCCAGGUCUGAGCUGCUGGAACAGAUGAGGAGCACGCGUCUGCAGAAGAAGAAGCUCCACCUCGCCCUCCGAGAGUUCGAACACCACUUCCACGCCCAGACUGGCAGGACUUGUCAGAAGGAGGACCGUGGACCAAUGGACGAGGAGUACUGCCAGUACAAGAACGUCAAAGUGAAGCUCCGCCUACUGGAAGCCUUGCUCAGUAAACAACAGGACUCAACCCAGACCAGUUGAGAGUCACUCACAGUGGGACUUUUAUUUUGAAAAGAGCUCUUUUAUUUUUUCAUAUAAGGAAAUAAAAAAAACAACAACUAAGAAAUAAAUUGAGAAUAUAUAUCGUCAUGGGUUUAUCUCAUGCCAUGCUCAUUAUAUAAGCACUUUAAAUGACAAUGACAAGGACAUAAGUGAUCGCAAAAGGACAACGCUAACUCAAUUAUUUUCACCAGCCUCCUGAACACAUCCCUUUUUAAAGAUACCGCCUCUUUCUCGGUGAAAGAUUUGCAGUGCCAUUCUUUUUUCUUUAAAAGCUUCAACCUAAAUAUCUUCAUAACAUCAAGUUCAUUUUAGUUACAAGCACUUCCUAUGCGGCUGUAUUGUAUGGCACUUAGUUUGUUACUUCCUCCCCCUCCCCUCUUCAUUCAUCUUGCCAAAACAGAGUUUGUAAAACAUGGUACAUAGUGUGAAAUGCUGCAUUUCAAAAGUGCUAUCUUGGCAAGGACUUUUUUUUCUGAAAUAAUACACAAUCUAUCAAGACAAUCCAGCAUGUUUGUGCAUGAGAUUUGUGUUUGUUUUACAUUGUGCUAUGAUAAGCAAUAGGGAUUUCAUAGUUGAUAUGAAGUGAAGCAAGUGACACGUCUACCUUGGAAAUGGAUGUUGCCAGUGUAGUGCAAAUAAUUUCAAUUGUCAAAUUGUUUAUUUCCCCCUAAAGUUAUCCUUGUUUGAUUCCUAUCUUCCAAGUGAAAUGCCAUUGUUGACAUUUAUAAGAGCGUAUUGAUAUUGUGCACUUCUGGUUUAUAUAUAUAUUUUUAAUAUAUAGAUAUAUCAAUAAAAAAUAAAUAUUUUUUUCACAUCUA